Messenger RNA from Heteronotia binoei (common prickly gecko), 1693 nucleotides. It is a transcript of the gene RFLNA, whose product is annotated as refilin A. Gene Ontology annotation, biological process: skeletal system morphogenesis; negative regulation of bone mineralization involved in bone maturation; actin filament bundle organization. The transcript is spliced from 3 exons. The record is from RefSeq and is a predicted model, not a curated record. Gene Ontology annotation, cellular component: actin filament bundle. Lineage: Eukaryota; Metazoa; Chordata; Lepidosauria; Squamata; Gekkonidae. Gene Ontology annotation, molecular function: filamin binding. The coding region runs from base 173 to 832 and encodes 219 amino acids.
GCUGGAGCCGGGAAGAACGACGGCCUCAAGUCACAGGAGGUCCCGGGGAGAGCUGGAGCAGAGGGGGCUGACAGUGGACCCCUUUGCAUGCCCCGCCUCUGCUUGCCUCCCUGCGAGAGGAGGUGGAUUUUCGUCGGCUUGGCUGCCUUCGCCCUCACUUUGCCCCCCAGUCAUGGUGGGCCACCUUCAGCUGCAAGGAAUGGAAGACAGCCUGAAAGAGAAGAACCGAGAAGGUUUGCUGGAUAGCCCGGAUUCUGGGCUGCCUCCCAGCCCUAGUCCCCCCUUUUACUCCUUGUCUCCAGGCAUCAAUGAAAACCGAGCUGGGGGCAGCGCAGCCACAGAUAUCCCGGGACAUGGGCACCGGAAGGAUGCCAAAGAGGGGAAAGUGAUCCCAUACCUUCUUCUGAAUGCCUCCACGUCAGAAAUGAGGCCUCGGAUGUAUCCUGUGUUUUUUGGCGAGAGCAUAGAGGUCAACCCCGAACCGGCGCAAGAAAUUAGGUGCAACUCUGAGGUAAAAUAUGGCUCCGAGCGACAUUACAAGGACGACAUAUUCUAUUGCCCGAUCCCCACUGUCACUACCUACAGCGAGACCGUCAUCGCCGCCCCCAACUGCACGUGGCGGAACUACAAGUCUCAACUGAUCUUUGAGCCACGCCAGAAGCCCCUCCGGUUCCAGAGCACAACGAUCAUCUUCCCCAAACAUGCAAAGAACAUUUACCGGACCACGCUCAACUGUAGCCUGGGAUGUGCCAAGCGCUGGUUUGCCUCAAGUGUCCAGCUAGAGCUCUGUGAGGAAAACAGCCCCUGCCUCAUCUACACCGGGAACCUUUAAUACAGUAUUCCGCCUGCGGGGGGGGGGGGGGGAGGAACUCUUAACCAAAAUAUAAGGCUUCGGCCUGCACUGGAGGCAAAGCUCUUUCAACACUGCCAGCUUUUGGCUGAGGCCCUCCAUGCCCCACCAGCCUGGGCCAUUAAUUCUUACACAUGGCCCUGGCAGUACACAGUUCAAAUGGUUCCCCCCCCUCCCCGCUACUCAGAGAAGAAGCCAAAGGAGAGAUUUGUCUUCAUAUUUGAAGCAGCUAAGGGCUGGGGUUUUUGAUUCUCCUCACUGUGAAUCCACUGUGCUCAGUUCACACUUCAGUGUAAAGCCUUUAAAAGUUGCCUUAAAAAGUGCUGUUCUUAUAAUUUUGUGAAGGCCUCCCUGUAGGGCAUAAAAUUUGGCCAAGCGUUUCCUUGGAGAGGACGGUUAACAUCAAAGACAGCUGUCUCACUAACAAGAUAUCAGAGAGAUCAUGGUGAGCCAUAUGGAACAUUAGUCUCAUCCUAAGAGCAUGUUAGGAUGGCCAGUGGUCACAGUUAACCCAUAAAUAAUGGGCCAUGAAGAUGACAAGGGAAAGGCAAACAGGGAUUGCUGAAUCAGGAACCAACUGUUUAUGUUGCCUUAGGAAAUAACUGCAUACAUAGAAAAAGCCAAGAAGAGAAUUCAUUUCUAGGGUAUUUGUAACACAAUCAUGGGAAGCUAAGGGUAAUGUUGUAUAGGGUAAGAGUUUUCAGGUGAAUUUGUUCCUGCAGGAAGGCUGUGUUUUUGACAAUCAUUCGCUCUAAAUAAUUGUAAGCUGGCAGCUUUUAAAAACAGUGUAUAGGACCAAUUUGUUUUUUUUUAAUGCUUUGUGAUAAAGGACUGGAAAACUCA